This is a messenger RNA of Acyrthosiphon pisum (pea aphid), 1217 nucleotides long. Its product is annotated as CG3893-like. Bases 299 to 817 code for a protein of 172 amino acids. The transcript has 5 exons. Lineage: Eukaryota; Metazoa; Arthropoda; Insecta; Hemiptera; Aphididae. The record is from RefSeq and is marked predicted.
AGAGUCUAUAGUUAUCGCAUCGAACAAUGACUGUUAUUUGACAUUUGUUAUUGACAAAGAAUAUAGUCUGUUAUAGUGUUAUUGUGUACGUCGGUGUAUAUUAUAUUAUACUCAUCUAUGGUCGGUGUUCAGUAAAUAGUACUCACUGACCAGUCAUUGCUUGACGCUUGUUUGGUGUCUUGUGGCGUUAGUUGUUGUUUUGUACCUACGUUGCUCUGUACCUACUCUGCGGUAGUGUGUGAAUUUUAGACCAACGUUGUUUUAAACUUCGGGCAUUCAUCAUUCAGCACGAAUUACGAUGGAAUUAUUACAUUUGGCACCGGAGACCCAAAACUUUCAUUGUCCAUAUAAUGCAGCGCAUACAAUGCCACAAAAGACAUUAACCAAACAUUUGAAUAGAUGCCCGGAUAAACCACCCCAUUUUAGACAUUGUAUCUACAAUAUAUCACAUGUAAUGCCUGAAACAGAUUUGAAGAAUCAUGAAGAAAAUUGCCCUGAUCGGAUAUUAAUUGACGUAGCCAUUUAUGAAACAGAAGAUAUGGCGCGUCCAGAUUCUAAUGUAGAAAAUGCACCAUUGAUAAAGUAUGAAGAAUCUUGGGAUGGUUUGGAACAAACCUCGGAAAUUUUAAAGACCAUCAAAACAAAAACCGCAUCUAUGAAAGCUACUCAUAACAUAACUAAAUCAGAACGUAAACAACAUCGUAUCAAUUUACACGAAAAUGAUAUUAAUAACGUUGAUGAUAAAGAUGAGAAGAAACAGCAGAAAAAUAAAAUGGAUUCAAAACCAUUAUUCAUUGGAAAGAGACCCAAUACAUAAAAAUAAAAUGUUUUGAACAAUUAAAAAAUAUACUUAAUUAAACUUUUAAAAAAAUUAUUCCGUUAAUUUGACUGAAUAAAGUAAUGAAAUAUUACACAACAGUAUCAGUGGGUUAAUACUUUAAGUUUUUCACAUUUUGAUUGAUUUUAUUGACUGAAUUAAAGUAAUAUAAUAUUACACAACAGCAUUUGUGAAUUAAUAAUUUUAGUUUUACAUAUUUUUGUUGAUUUUAAAUAUAAUAUUUACCAUUUAAUUCUAUAUGUAUUAAAAUUAAGAAUAUAAUAAUUAUUUUACAAACAUUUUUAUGAAUGUUAAACAUCUAGAUAUAUUAUAUAAAUAAAUAAGGUUGUAUUUGAUUACUGUUAAUGGUUUGAAAAGAAAACUAUUUUUAUUAAUGCAA